AUGGGCAGGAAAAGCUUCAGCUCCAUCUUCUCCAAGCCCCCGGCCAGCGCCGACGAGUCCUCUCCGCCGUGGCCGUGGCCGUCGUGCCGGAACCCACACACCAGCUCCUUCCGCGACGAAGACAGGCACCGGCCGUGCGUCACAGCGGCCGUGGGCAGGAACCCAGCGGCGGCUGAGAGGCUCAUCCGCGGGGGUGCCGGGGAAAUGUACAAGACGGUCAACUCCGUCUACCAGCUCGACUACCUCUCCGCCGACGGCUCCUGCUUCGGCGACGAGGAGGAGCAUGGCGUGCUGGAGCUGGAGCUGGACGACGACGACGACGGCUUCUCGACGACGACCGCGUCGGAGGAGUGGUCGGAGGCGGUGAUCCGCAGCCUCGGCCGGACCUCCACCGACCGCUUCUUCGUGGACCCGGGCCCGGCGUCCAACUCCAUCAUGGCCCUGUCGCCGGGGAAAUCGUUGGCGGCAGCGGCAACGUCCGAGGAGACGGCGGCGCCGUCGGAGCCGUCGUCGCUGGUGGAGGAGAGCGUGGCGGUGGCGGUGGACUCAGAGGACCCGUACGGGGACUUCCGGGCGUCCAUGGAGGAGAUGGUGGCGGCGCACGGCCUGCGCGGCUGGGACGCCCUGGAGGAGCUCCUGGUGUGGUACCUCCGGAUCAACGGCAAGCACAACCACGCCCUCAUCGUCGGCGCCUUCGUCGACCUGCUCGUCGGCCUCGCUGGGCCGCCGCAGCAGCCGUCCUCUUCCGGCGCCGCGCCAACCGCCACAACCACGGCGACGACCAUGACGUCCGCGACGAGUAGGAUCGGCGGGAGUACCACCAGCACCAGCACGUCCAGCAGCACAUGCGCCUGCGGAGGUGACACCACUCCCACCACCGCAACGGCGGAGGAGCAAUGCGGCGGCCGCAGCGACGACGCCUCGCGCUCGCCUGCAUCGUCAGACGACCACGGCCUGCUCGACAAGGAGGUGGAGGAGGACCUCGUCGGCGACAAGGCAGGUGACGACCGUAGCAUCAGCAGUACACGGUAG
This is a messenger RNA of Lolium rigidum, 1032 nucleotides long. Its product is annotated as transcription repressor OFP13-like. The transcript has a single exon. The coding region runs from base 1 to 1032 and encodes 343 amino acids. NCBI's taxonomy places the organism in Eukaryota, Viridiplantae, Streptophyta, Magnoliopsida, Poales, Poaceae. Gene Ontology annotation, biological process: negative regulation of DNA-templated transcription. The record is from RefSeq and is a predicted model, not a curated record.